Messenger RNA from Lycium barbarum (goji berry), 1611 nucleotides. RefSeq names its product patatin-like protein 3. The transcript is spliced from 7 exons. Bases 240 to 1469 code for a protein of 409 amino acids. Lineage: Eukaryota; Viridiplantae; Streptophyta; Magnoliopsida; Solanales; Solanaceae. The record is from RefSeq and is a predicted model, not a curated record. Gene Ontology annotation, biological process: lipid metabolic process. Gene Ontology annotation, molecular function: monoacylglycerol lipase activity; glycerophospholipase activity.
UAAAUUACUAGACAGAGGAAUUGAGUUUUGUUAAUGAGCUCUUCAAUUAAAGAGCAGUUUAUAUAUCCCAUGUGCUCAUUGACAAAGAUACCUCUAAAUAUUAUUUUAUAAUGAUUAUCAUCUUUGAAACUCCUGCACAAUAUUUCUAUUUAUUCGCAUUAUGAUUAGCAUAUGAGGAUGAACCAAUUAAACUCCCUCUAUAAUCCUUUUUCACGCUACUUAAUUAUCUUUUGAAUCCUAUGGAAAACGAAGCUGCAGCUGCAUCAUCUCAAGUAGCAAUAUUGCCGCCUCCCAAAACAGGGACACUGAUAACCAUUCUCGCCAUUGAUGGAGGAGGAAUUAGAGGAAUCAUUCCUGGGGUUAUUCUUGCAUAUCUUGAAUCACAACUUCAGGAGUUGGACGGUGAAGAUGCAAGACUCGCGGAUUAUUUUGACUUGAUGGCAGGAACAAGCACGGGUGGUCUUGUAACAGCCAUGUUAGCUGCACCAAAUGAACAGAAACGCCCUUUAUAUGCUGCAAAAGAUAUUACUCCUUUCUAUCUUCAGCACUCCCCCAAAAUCUUUCCCCAAAAAGGAGGGCCGUUUACUGGGGUCUUAAAUCUAGCCAAAAUGAUGAACGGACCUAAAUAUGAUGGGAAGUAUCUUCAUACACUUAUAAAGGGACUCUUAGGAGGUACCAGGUUGCAUGAUACCUUAACUGCCGUCGUUGUUCCAACUUUUGACAUCAAGACACUUCAGCCAGUUAUCUUCAGCUCAUAUGAGGCAAAAUCGAAACCUGAUUUGGAUGCAGAACUGGCGGACAUUUGCAUUGGUACCUCGGCAGCGCCAACGUUUCUACCUGCCCACAGUUUCAAGAACAAGGAUGCUCAAAAUAAUGAACGGGAAUUCAACCUAAUUGAUGGUGGCGUCGCUGCUAAUAACCCGACAUUGAUAGCAAUUGGUGAGGUGACUAAGCAAGUAUUGUUGAAGCAUGAAGACUUAUUCCCUAUAAAGCCCAUGGAUUAUGGUCGUUUUCUGGUAAUAUCACUGGGGACAGGCAAUGCAAAGAACGAGGAAAAGUACAAUGCCAAAAUGGCUUCCAAAUGGGGAUUACUUAGCUGGCUAACUAAUAAUAACUCUACACCAAUCAUAGAUGCUUUUAAUCAAGCAAGCGCUGAUAUGGUUGAUUAUCACAACUUUGUGGUUUUCAAAGCUCUUAAAUCGGAUGAUAAGUACCUCCGAAUCCAGGAUGACACCUUAACGGGGAACUUGGCCUCAGCUGACGUAUCCACAAAGGAAAAUUUAGAAACACUCGUCAAGGUAGGAGAACAGCUGCUUGAAAAACCAGCUUCCAAGAUAAACUUAGACAAAGGAGUUUAUGAACCAAUUGAGAAUGGAGGAACCAACAAGGAAGCUCUUCGGAGGUUUGCAAAGAUACUUUCGGACGAGAGAAAACUCCGCCAGUCCAAAGCCGGUGGCCGGUUGGUCUAAAUGACAUUGUAUUAUCAUCCACUGUGUUGCUAUUGCGUGACUGCAUUGAGUUUUUCAAUUUAAUAAUGGUCCUACUUUGCCAUUCCUUUUAUGCCUUUGCAUAUUGGUGGAAUUGAAGUUGCAUACCUUUAUUAGCGUAUCA